This is a messenger RNA of Cheilinus undulatus (humphead wrasse), 524 nucleotides long. It is a transcript of the gene lamtor4, whose product is annotated as late endosomal/lysosomal adaptor, MAPK and MTOR activator 4. Gene Ontology annotation, biological process: cellular response to amino acid stimulus; positive regulation of TOR signaling. The transcript has 4 exons. The coding region runs from base 96 to 398 and encodes 100 amino acids. The record is from RefSeq and is a predicted model, not a curated record. Gene Ontology annotation, molecular function: guanyl-nucleotide exchange factor activity. Gene Ontology annotation, cellular component: Ragulator complex; lysosome. Lineage: Eukaryota; Metazoa; Chordata; Actinopteri; Labriformes; Labridae.
CGUGAAGGCCACGCAGCAGUCACGUGACGAUCCAAGAAAACGGAAAUGCAGCAGAGCAGGUCAGCUGAUUAAAAAAACAGCAGAAGAAUAGGAAAAUGACCACAGCAGCUCUCACAGCGGGGCUGGAGCGGAUUCCAGAUCAGCUUGGGUACCUCGUAAUCAGUGAAGAUGGAGUUCUGGCUUCUGCAGGUGAGCUGGAGAAUGAUGAGCACACGGCAGGUGUAAUAAUGCAGAUGGUGAGAACAGCGAGUCGAUUCAGAUUAGGAGGAUCAGCUGAUCCACCUUUUAAGCGCAUGUCAGUGAUCCUGGAGGACUUCGUCUACACGGUGACGGUCUCUGGUCAGAAAGUUUUUGUGGUCAAACGUCAGAACAACCAGCAUGAACCAAUCAGCGUUUAGAAGCUUGGCCAUGUGACCAUCGGAAGCAGGAAGUCAAACAUGUUUGUCUCUGUUUGAUUGUUGGAUUUCCACAAAGUUUUGUAUGUUUGAAUUUGUAUUUAACCUGAAAAUAAAGAUUUAAAAUGA